GAGCCGCACCAUGAAGUUUCCCCGGGGCCGUGGCUGUGACCGUGACCGUGACCGCGACCGUGCCGGCCGCCGCCCGCCCGCCCUCCGCGCCGCCGCCGCCCUGCCGCCGCCGCUGCUGCUGCUGCUGCUGCUGCUGCCGCGGGCCGCCGCCGCCCCGCUGCCCGCCGCCGACUCCUCGGGGGAGGCCGAGCUGGAGGAGGCGGCGGCGCGGCGGGCGGCGCUGCCCGACUGCGUGCGGCUGGCGCGGCUGCUGCACGCCCGGGCGGCCCAGCUGCAGGAGGAGAUGUGCGAGAAGUUCACCGUCUGCGGGAACAGCAUGGAAAUGCUCGUCCAGAACAACCUCAACCUCCCCAAGGUGACGGAGGAAGACGGGUGUCUGCUCGCCGGCUUCGAUGAGGAGAAAUGCUUGAGGAAAAUCUCCAGCGGCCUUUAUACCUUUCAGACAUACCUCGCACACGUACAAGAAACUUUUACUAGUGAAAAGCAAAACGUUGAAUCGCUGUGCUAUAGUACAGAGCACCUGGCACGCACCAUAAGGCAGAUGGUGAUCAAUCCUGAUGAAGUGAUCAUCCCGGACUCAGCUACCCAGGAAUCCCUCCGCGCAAAGCUGAAGUCCGAUAAGAUCUGGAUAGAGAAGAUCACCACCCACCUCAUCCUCCGAGACUUUACUUCAUUUAUGGAGAAAACAGUGAGGGCCAUUCGCUAUUUGAAAAAUAUCAGGAGUUUCAGUGUUUGAAUGUUUUAAUUCAGGCACAGUCCUUUGUUACAAAUCUGUCACGUGGCAGACGACAGUGUUGUUCUGUUUUAAGAACCAGAGAUAGUAACAAUGGUUUGCAUUUAUAUACAUUCCUGUUUCCUUCUAGGAACCUAUUUAUUGUAUUUAAAAUAUUUAUUAAUUUCUAAUGUUUCCUAUUUAUAUUUUCAAUAUUUAGAAAUAAUUUAAACAAAGGAUGUAUUUUAUAUCAUUUCUAAUGGUACUAUGCAGAAUAUCAACUUACUUAAUAGGUAUUCAACAAAAAAAUAUUUUCAGAAGCCAGAAAAAUUGUUGUAUAACUUAUGCUUUUUAAACUAUUUGAGAGAUGGUAUUUAUGACUUAUUUAUAUUUUUAGAACAAAUAAAAGCUGAUUUUACAAAAACCUGUAUAACCUGUCUGAACUUUAAAUAAGACUAAGGAACCCUAAUGUAUCCCAAUUUUUAAUACCUACAAUUAUCAAAAUAACAAUUCAAGAAUUUAAAUUUUAUCUCUAUAAUCAGGUCAGUUACCUACAUAAUGCAUGCAUACAUACAUACAUACACAGACAGCUAGAUCAACACAGAAUUCUUAAAAUGGGAUAUAAAGGAAUCAGAUGCACUAAACACCGGCACUUCAGAAUGAAACAUGAUAAAGCAUCACUGCUCUCGCGAAACGAACAAACAAUGAGUCCCCUAUACUUAGUAAGGAACACUCCAUAAAAUCCUAAUUGUAGGCAUCUGCUUACAAGUCAAACAAUCUCUUUCAAACAAAUAAAAUGGCAAGAUACCACAUUAACAGCUUUGAUGUGAAUAUCAUCACUUCAUCAGACUCACUGAUGUCAUCCAAGGGAAUUUUCCAAGUUUGAUUAAGUAUUUCUCCCCUCUCCCCCAAGAAGCAGAAAAAAAACCCCAUCUUAGGUGCUCUCCUCAGGUGAUAUAAAUCAACAUAUUGCUGCCGAGAUGUCAGUGACUGUUGGCAGUUUAAUGCAUUUGCCUUUUGUUAUUUAUAUUCCACUAGCAUGGACAGGCCACGUAACAGGAACGCACAUUCUUGAAUACUGUAAAGGAAAAAAAAAAAACAAACACCCAGGUCCUUAACCCGAGUACCAAACUGCUGAAACAUUCCUGCGCUGUAUCAUCUGCUUCACUGCAGCUGCGCAGGUACCUGGCAUCCCCAAACUCAGGGGAAUUCGCAGAACACACAAGGGAUGCAAGCAGCAGAAGCCCCUGGAGCUUUGUCCCUGGAAGCGGUGGAACGCUAAUUACCCUCUCUCUUUCUUGCAGCACAGUGGUGCAGAUGAGGAGAUGAAAGGCAAGCCCUGGAAUGUGGAUAAGGAUGUCAGUAAACUCUCCUCUUCCUCUGAGUGAUCUGCUUGUCCACACACACAUUCCACUGCUGGGGAUGCCAAAACAGUGACCAGUCCACCCAGAGCCCGCAUCUCAAGAGGCUCAAAAUAAACCAAACCACAGCUUUGCCCAAUAUGGUAGAACCAACAUCUGAAGUUGUGCAACAUCUGGAGAAGGAAUGAGGCAGCCUCAAGGUGGUCACUUCCAAGACAUCUGUGGUGAAUGGGGUUUUCUCACAACAUAGAAGAUUCUGCUUUAGCAGUCCUGUCAUGUGCUCUAGCGGACGUAGGAAAGCCUGGUGUGGCUUUUUCCACAGCUUACCUUCAAGGAGAUUUUCUCAGUGACCAUUUGGUUAGAGGCCAUUCUGGUGCUUAUUAUGGCUGUAAUAGCUACGAGACUCAAAUGUGGAUCCCACAUUGGACCUUUAAAGGCCUUCAUUACUACUAUGCAGUAGCCGGGGAGGGGGGGGGAGGGGGGUGGUGGGGGCAGGGAGGAGGAGAAGAAAGAGACCAAAAAGAAAGGCAUCCCCUGGUCUCGCCUCUCCCAGCAGUGGGUGCCUAGCCCAGAUCACCAUUAGUUACUACGUACACUGCAAUUACACAAACUCACACCGAUUUCCUCCUUGAAUGCUAGGAAGCAUUUAAGACAGAGGGUACUGAAAUCCCAUGCAAUCGACAGACAAGCAUCCACACUUCCCACUGGCACCCUUCAGCUGAUGGCCACCCCAGGCUGCCCACAAUUCUAGUAAGGAUACAAGUGCUACUACAUCGUAGGAUGUAGAAGAUGAGCAAAGAUUACCACUAGCUGGGUGGGGAGGUCAACUUUCAGGUCCUUCCUGGAGUUCAGAGUAUCACUGAUGCUGCCACUGUGGUGCCAUCAUUCUACCUGUGGCUCCUCCACAGCCACCUGCAAUUCUCUGGGUACUUGGCUGCAGCAGCUGCCUGGCUGGCCAUCGUCCUGCUGUCACCGUGCCAACUUCAGGGACUGCCCCCAGGAUAAGCAUCACUUGCUGAAAUCUAUAAUCGUUGGUGUUUGUGGCACAUGAAGACCUGCAGCGGGGAACUCAUACGGCAGUCAGAGGAGAACUUAACACUGUUUAGUAUGUUGUGGGGCCACUCAAAUUAACCAGCCUAAUAUCCGUUUUCCAGUUUGUUGUGUAGAAAGUAUUUUACAACAAUCAAUAAACACACGUGGGCUUUUAUUUUAGUUGGCAGACCACUGCAGACAUACACCACCCCCCAAACAAUAGUAAAAGUUGUGUUCCAAACUUCUAAACCAAUCCUCAAAAGUAACUGUGCUACUUUUAGCAACAAUGAAAUACCCUAAUGCUUCUACUGAAAAGCGCUCCUAACUGACAAGCUAACUCACUGAGCAACCAGUGAGUAGGGAAAAACCCCAAACCAAAGACCUAUUAAUAAUUGCCCAUAAAUUCUACGAAACUACCCACCAAAGAAGUGUUUUGGCUGCUGCUGUACAAGACCAGCCUCGCCCUGCAGAUCCCCUUCCCCAUGUUCCCACUGCAUCCCUACCUAUUAACCUCACAGAGACUUCGGAGUGCUUGACAGAUUACUAACUCCCUUCAUCCUGAAUUUGCUUUUCCUUUGCAGGAAGAGGGUAAAGCUGUUAAAAAACAUGCAUACACUCUACAGUAUGCAAGAAAAAGCCCAUAGUAUUAAAAGAUAGCGUUAAAGAUGAGAAACAAAAUAUUCCUCAGUGCUGUAGCUAUGACACUAAAAUGCUAGAUGAGGAAUGAAAAGGCAGAAUGCAACUUAAUCUGUAAUGCCAAAUUACCUUUUUUUUUUUUUUUUGCAAUUACAGUCUCUGAAGAAUCACUUUUCUAACUACAGUUUUCCAUCAGAUGUGUAAGAAACUUUAAAAAAGAAAAAAGGAAAACAUUUCAGCCUGACCCACUUCCCAGGCUGUGAUAACAUCUCCUGCCCAGUAACCUAUGUACUGAUGGAAACACUGAAUUUUGGCAGAAAAAAACCCAGCUACUUGAAAGAGACUGUCUGCAGUUCUAGUGCCUUCACAGAUUUUAUUAACAGCUGAUGGCAAGUGAGGUUAGCAAGAUAGAGCUGAUGCUACAUGAGAUGAAAGAGUUAGGUCACCAGCAAAGCAAGGGAAGCAGGAUCGCUUUUCAGCAGUAAUGAAUCAUUAGGUUUGUUUAGCUCAAUGGGAAACUUCCCCCUUAAGUUUGCCACUGUACCUUGCAGCUGAGAAUCCUUUCCACAUUAAAUUUAAAAGAUAAAAUGGUGGAAAGGUAAGUAUACAUCAAAGUCAGACCCCUAAUGGUCAAGAAAUGCUGCCAAAUAUAUUACUACAAACCUUGUGAUAUUGGGUGGGAAGCUUUCUGUAAACCCUUUGCUUCUUGAGUAGAAUGAUUAAGAUAAUUUCUGCUAUCUCUCUCUGUGAAUUUUUGUUCUUGAUAGGAGGGAAACCAAACCCCACACCCUCACCCCCAGAAAAUGCCACCUCUGAGGGCUCCAACACCAGAAUCCCCCUUCCUCCCUGAACUCUAAAAAAAAUAAACUGAUUUCUGUAAUCUAAACACAUUUAACGAAAUCUUGGUAUACUUUCAAGACUGACUUUGGCAGGAAGACACACUGCAGAAAUUUUGCAAUCUGAAUUUCAGUGACCAGAACCUGAGAAGAUUCAAUCUUUCACAAGAAAAUCUGUUUUUAAAAAAUAUAUUAAGAAAUCAAACAUUAAUCUUCAGAUCAAGAAAACUGAGAUUUGAUUCGCCCUGCCAUAAUUAUUUCUACCAGACAGUGCUUACCUAACAGUAUUUUCAAGAUUUUCAUUCAUUUCAACUAUACCAAGGGCAAAACCCUGACUGGUUUAAAUAACAGCAAAUGUUUUUGUGGUAAAUUCAAAGGGAUUAAGAGACAACUAAUCAUGUAUUAACAGAUAGAUUUACAUCCGGUACCACAUAAAUAGGGUCAAUAUGAUGUAUAAGCAAAUUAUAGUAAAAGUUUUAUUACCUGAGAGAAUCACUUACAGCUGUUAAACACACAAAAAAAAGUAAAAACACCUCAGGAAAGCUCAAAGUCCCAUCCUCAGCUCAAAAGAGAAAAAUUAGCUACUGCACAGCAACAGCCUUUGUCUCCUCUUCCACUUCUAACAAUCUGGGCAGAGAUGUAAAGGGAAAAGGGACUAUAUAUUGACUACACCUGUGGAUCCCACAUUAGCAUGUGUUAACAAAUACAACAAAGUUCAAAGACAUCCCUCAAACUGCAAGACCUAUACUGCUCCUAAUCAUAUAGCUCAGUGACCUGGGGCAGGACUAUAAAAGAAAAUGAAAUUUGUUAGAAGAGAGACCAUUCGGGGUGAAGGCAGACGUACAGGCAAUCUUCCAGUCCGGCUGGAAAGGGAUUGCUUUCAGGUUGCAGUGUCACAAAUUGCACCAUUUGGAGAUCUGUCUAUAAGAAUAAAGUGGACCCUGAGAAACAUAACUAGAACAUAAUCCAGGCUUAUCUCACUUCCUAGGCUAGUAGCUGCUCGCUGCUAUGCAAUGCAAUUGCUUGAACUUAUUUUUGACAGAAAUUUGGCAUUUCUUAAUCAGCAGAAAUAAUGAGAGUAAGUAUCUUUUCCCAAUUCAAAGAUAAGCAUCCCCUCUGUCUUACCCACCUCCUAAUCCUGAAUUAACAUGAGCAUAACCAAGAAACAAUGCACAUAACCCACAGUCUUAACCAAGACACAGCUAUUGCACUGCACGCCAUCACGGAAAAGUAUUUAGAAAUUGCAAUUAAGUAGUCACUUGUCAAAAUUAGUCUUAUGACAUUUAACCAGGAUGUGGUCUCUUCUCCUGUGGUGAGAACACAUAUAAUGAGCUUGUAUUUCCAAAUCUAUCAUCAGUAUCAUCAUAGCUUAAAUUCCAAGUCUGUAACAACAUAUUUCCAAAAAUACCCAGGGUAUAGUUUGAUUUAGCUUUUUUCUUCCCUGAUAAAAACGAUGUGUUAGAUACCUGUUUCCCUUACAACACAGUGCAGAAAAAAUACAUCUCAAGAAGUACUUUGUCUUUUACAGCCAUUGUGGAAGAUGGCUGUACAAAGAAGCAAAGAACAGAUUUUAUACGUUGCCAACAAAGCCCUGUUAUGACAAAAUUAUGAACGUUGUUUUGGUCUGCAGAGUUUACAUGUUUGAAAGCUAUAAGUGUAUGUUAAUAUGAGUUUUGCUGAUUAAUUAAUUCUAGGAAAAAAAGCAUGUAUCCUCUGUUUCCUAACUCCAAUGAGAUACAGUACAGUGACUUUAUACCAGCUGUGUCUACACCAGGAAUUUGCAGCAGAAUUAAAAUAAUUGUUCCAAACUUCCUAUCAGCUUCAUUUCUACCUCCCAGCUGGCCAGGCUCUGAAAGAGUUUUUGGAGCAAACAAGUAGCUUCCUUUGUAGUUUAACUUAAGAACAAAUUUAUACUAAAAGCCAGUUGUGUUUUUUUUUUUUCUCUCCUUUGUUUAGUGAUGAUAUUAAACAGACCAGUUUUUUCCACACCCUACUACCAGAUUACCAGUCCACACACCAAGACCAAGAAAACCGUCCAACUUGCAAGACUCCAUCAGCAUCACACACCAAGCAUCACAGGGCUCUGUGGCUCCUUCUCUGAUGUGCAUACCUUCUUCUCACUUACUGCAUUUUCACCUUUUAAAGUCGUGUCCAUUUUUCCUACUCUUUAUUCUUCUUCUGACUGACCUCCCUGUCCUUAUUCUCUUUUCAUGACCCUAACUUUCUCCCUCCCCAUCUCUUAACCCAACAUCUCUGCACUGUCUGCUAUGCCAACACCCAAGGGCAGCUCCUCAGAGUCCAGCUUGCAGGAGAUGCUUUGCUAAAGCAGCUGUCACAGCUGCGGGCUGAAGAGUUGCUGCCCACCACGAUUACCCAAUUGUACCAGGUCGUAACUGAUCAUCUGACUCCAGUUAGAUACAAUGAUGGGAAAGGCAGUUUUAAGAAAAUACAGAAAUGAUAGAACAUAUAUAAAUUGUUCCAUCAGCAGUUGCGGUCAGCGUGCCAGUGAACAAGAUAACCACAAGACAGGACACCGUAUUGCUCCUUGCCAAUCAUAACCCCCGACACUUCGCUAGCAUUUCACACAGUCUGGCUGGAGGAGGAGGAACCACCCAUUUCUCCAGUCCUGGGUUAAGGACGAUCCCUUGUUCAUAGACACCCUCUCUGGAGACCAAACAAAAGCCAUUGUUGCCAUUGUCACUCUUGCACAAAGCAGCCGAGAGGCAGACCACCUUCUGACAAGGAGAAAUGUCUUCCUGCUGUUAAGGGACCACGGGCAUGGGAAUGCAGCUCACCUGAGACUGAGAGCAGGGCGCUCUUGCAUUAAAAUCCUCAAGAUGCCCUCAUUUUUGGCAAGCGGCAUAGUGAGCACGGCAACCGGUGAUCUUCCUAAGACUGAUCCAGGCUGAGGGUCCUCUGCCCCACAUGCACUUGUUUGCCACCAGGUACAACAGGCUCCAGCUUGAGCAACAGCCUCCACCUGGGGUAUUUCCCUGACACUGAGGCAACCACAGCCACACUCCACCUCCACUUUGCAGGCACAAGGCACACAGCCAAACAAUUCUUAUCUCCAGGUAAGAUCAGCUGGAUACCUCAAAGUUUGUACAUACAAUCUUCCCAGCACACAGGAAGGGCACAAUGAUUUUAUCUCACACAUCUCAGGCUGUAGCCUUGAGCUCAGCUGUGGAAGACACAGCUCAAUUUGCAGUAAACUACACUCAUCAACUUUAUUCUAACACUAAGAGUUCAUGCAUGGUCCUCGUCAAAUCCCAUGGCAGGAAAGAACGCAUACCUGGCUGCAGAAGCCACUGAUUCACUUGACAGAGAUCAAUACAGUCAAGCAGGGAAGCUCACGUUUGUUCUUUAAGUGCCUCCCAUCCAACAGUAAAAUGAAACUUUCUCAGGUUUUACUGGGAGAAAGAUGGAAGAGCAAAAAUUAGAGAUUAAAACAUUGGGAACAAAUAACACCUAACUUCAAGUCCCUAGCCCACAGCCUUGACAAACAUGAGAGUCCCUCCACUUCACUUCAGAGACCUGCCCUCUUUUUCCCCGCACCACCAAAAAAACCCAAAACAAACCUCAAGUCUUGUUAAAACUAGAAUAUUUGCUGAAGUUCUGUCAGGGAAUUAAGAUUCUUCAUAGGAAUCUGUUUAAUGUAUAGCUUCACAGAACACUGAUCUGCUUUUACAAGCAAAUCUGAAUUGUGUGAAAAUUACAAUAACUGCAAAGUAAUUUUAAGAUAUUGCUACCAAAGAUUCCCUCAUUUUUAAACUUGAAAGAAAAAAUCCUGGGUUUUGCUACCUUACAGUUAAUUACCAAGAACAAUGAUUAAUGCUUAUUCUGUUUUUUUAAAGGGGGGGGGGGGGGGGAAGUACUGUUUAUUUAAGGAGUUUCUUAUCUUUUAGUUACAGAGAGUGAGCUAUACUGAAUUAAACUGUCUGGUUGCACAAAUGAAAAAUGGUGUACUACAUAUUGGCAUUUAAUUUAACUUGAGUUAAAUAUACCACAAAAGACCUUUUCAUCAAUUUGAAAAUUCAAAGAUUCUAUGCUAAUGACUCUCCUGAACCACACUUGGGUGUGUUGUUAAGAGACAGUAAUUUCACUUGUUUCCGUAACAGCAGUGAAAUUACCAAAAAUUUGCUAUCCAAUGUGCAUAAAGCAAAAUUUUAAAAGUAAGAACUAUAUAAACAAUACUUAUCCAGUAAUUCCAAGUCUCAACAAAACCUGAACUACAACUACUUUUAAGGGAAAUUUUCAGCAUGGUAAGGUCACAGAAUAUGGCCUGUGCUUGAUAUACCCACACUUAUGUAUGUAAAUCUUUCAAUGAAAAAGAGACAAGCACACUUCCCUAUUUCUCUGCCUCUUGCCAAAUAAUACUAUUGUUGGAAAACAGCCAGAGCAACCAUGUGGUGGUUAAGACCCACAAACCACAUCCCCAGAUGUCUGACACACAACAGAGCGCAUGAAAUACACCUCUGCAGGUGUUUGGGUCCACCCUCUCACUGCUGCAUUUUGGGUACUGCAUACCCUUGUCAGAAGCAAAACCCAAUUUUGAGAAAUUGGAGUUUACACCAAAUACCGUAUCUCUUCAUACUGAGUAUCUCUGGUCAUUCCACUAGAUUCAACGUGAGAAAAAUGUUCCUGAUCAUGGUUAAAGCCACUAUCAAGUACCAACAGAUUAUUUCAUUACUAUUUUAAUCAGGAUCAGUCAAGAAAAAGGAUCAGAAUUUGAAGUCCUUUCAUAAUUUAGGACAUAUGAGCAGUUACAUUAAUCUGAAGUUACCAUCAGAAAAAAGGCACUAGAAAAGCUGCACUAGCAACAGGCUGUAAGGUCACAAGAAAAGUGUUCUGCAUUCAGUCUUUGCUCUGCUCUCCUGGCAGUGGUCUAUUAUCAUUAGCUGUUUCCCUAUUUCAUGACAUUUGAUUUAAUUACCAUGACUAAUGGAAUUUUAAGGAACAUGCUGGUUUGCAUUAGCUCUCAUAGAUGUUUCCCACUUUUUUUUUCUUCCCAGUUCUUGUUUUUCAAUUUAAUAUUUUGCUCAUUUGCUUUCCAAUCACAUCUGCCUUUAAACACAGUAACGCUUUACCAUGAAUUUUCGUAACAGAUGAGAAACUAAGGAGUCUCCUAUUCCUUAAACAUUUAAUUAAUGU
Messenger RNA from Falco peregrinus (peregrine falcon), 9728 nucleotides. It is a transcript of the gene IL6, whose product is annotated as interleukin 6. Gene Ontology annotation, molecular function: cytokine activity; growth factor activity; interleukin-6 receptor binding. Lineage: Eukaryota; Metazoa; Chordata; Aves; Falconiformes; Falconidae. Gene Ontology annotation, biological process: T-helper 17 cell lineage commitment; immune response; positive regulation of cell population proliferation. Bases 11 to 736 code for a protein of 241 amino acids. The record is from RefSeq and is a predicted model, not a curated record. Gene Ontology annotation, cellular component: extracellular region. The transcript is spliced from 4 exons.